AUGGCAUUCCAACAUGACGAAAUCAUCGAUGAUAUGGAGUUUGCGAUUCGUAGAUUCUCGGAAUGUUGUGAUCAGUUGGUCCCUCAUGUAAUACGUCUGAUGAAUUCACCCAUUGAAUCAAUACGCGCUUCGGCUUUUGGAUUUGCUCUUGAGAUUAUCAACCAGAAGCCUCAGACCCGUACACAACUCAAGGAAGCGUACAUAAAUAAAAUACAAAGCAACGACCUAGAUGUUUCACGUCAAGCUAUCACUUUUCUGCCAGAUUUCGUUAAAAAUUGUGUCGCCUAUGCCGAUGAACUCAUUGAGGCCGCCGUGAACUGCAGCACACGUAGAAAUGCCCUUAACGAUGUGAAUGAUUACAUAGUCGAAGCAAUGACCGUAUUAGGGCAACGAAGUGAAGAGGAUGGGGAGAAGGAGCAUUCGUCGAUUUUUCCGCUGUUGAAUAGAUUCGGUAUCGACCGUACUGCAGGAAUCUUCCAUGAAUUCAUAGUGGUUCUUAUGUCGCUUUGA
Necator americanus (New World hookworm) is the source of this 510-nucleotide messenger RNA. RefSeq lists its product as uncharacterized. The record is from RefSeq and is a predicted model, not a curated record. Bases 1 to 510 code for a protein of 169 amino acids. NCBI's taxonomy places the organism in Eukaryota, Metazoa, Nematoda, Chromadorea, Rhabditida, Ancylostomatidae. The transcript is spliced from 6 exons.